AUGCCGCAGGAUAUGCCCCCCGUCGGGGGCUACGGGCCGGUACAGUACAAGCGCAACCUGCCCGCCCCGUCCUUCCGCCCCGGCACCCUCAUCCUAGGCAUGGGCGCCGUCAUGAUCUACGGCUUCUACAAGCUCGGGCAGGGUAUCAGGGAACAGAACGAAUUGGCCCGCGAAAAGAUGUGGUCGCGCAUCCACCUCAUCCCCCUCCUCCAGGCCGAAGAAGACCGCGAUCUGGUCCGAAGACAUCUGGCCGACCAGGCCCGAGAGAAGGAGCUGCUGGGCGACAACUUCAAGGUGUACAACUCGGAUCGAUACGUCAGACCUACCUACGCCGUUACGCCGUCGACAACCUCCAAGUAA
Neoarthrinium moseri is the source of this 360-nucleotide messenger RNA. RefSeq lists its product as uncharacterized. The record is from RefSeq and is a predicted model, not a curated record. Lineage: Eukaryota; Fungi; Ascomycota; Sordariomycetes; Amphisphaeriales; Apiosporaceae. The coding region runs from base 1 to 360 and encodes 119 amino acids. The transcript has 3 exons.